CAACCAUGUCUCUCGUUGCCGCUUCCCUUUUAGGAUUUCCCAUCUUCCUUUCCCCAAACACGGUGUUCCCUCGUCUGCUCAGUUCUCUAGCACUUGGUAUGAAUACCUGACCACAAGCUAUAUCAUUGUCCCCCGCUUCCGUCACCUCCAACCUCCCUCCUCCGUACAGCUUUCUCACCGGCCGCAACAAUGGCUGGGCAGUCCAAGGUUGCACCACUACCGCCUUGGGGCAGUGCUAUAGCCGGUGCGUCUGGUGCUGUGUUGGCGAAUGCCAUUGUCUAUCCGCUGGACAUAGUCAAGACGCGGCUCCAAGUACAAGUCAAACGUAAGCCCUCGGCAGAACCCACCAACCCGGCCGAUGGAGAACAUUACACCUCGACUCUGGACGCCAUAAACAAGAUCGUGCGGGAUGAUGGUGUUCCGGGCCUUUAUGCCGGCUUAACGGGCUCUCUGAUUGGAGUCGCAUCAACGAACUUUGCAUACUUUUACUGGUACACGGUAGUCCGAACGCUCUACAUCUCCUCGCAGAAGGUCCAGGGUAAACCAAGCACCGCUAUCGAGCUCUCGUUGGGCGCCGUCGCAGGCGCCGUCGCUCAACUUUUCACAAUUCCGGUGGCUGUGGUGACAACCCGACAACAGACAGUAUCUAAGUUGGAGAGGAAAGGACUCAUAGCGACAGGUCGAGAGGUCGUGAAUAGCGAGGAUGGAUGGACGGGCCUCUGGCGGGGGUUGAAGGCAAGCCUGGUCUUAGUUGUGAAUCCGGCCAUCACAUACGGAGCUUAUCAGCGAUUACGGGAUGUAUUGUACCCCGGGAAGACGACUUUGAGGCCCUGGGAGGCAUUCAUUCUAGGGUCCAUGUCGAAAGCACUGGCAACAAUUGCAACCCAGCCGCUCAUAGUGGCCAAGGUUGGCCUUCAGUCGAAGCCACCACCAGCGCGCAACGGCAAACCAUUCAAGAGUUUCAUAGAGGUCAUGUCCUUCAUCAUUGAGCACGAAGGCCUUCUUGGACUCUUUAAGGGUAUCGGGCCGCAGAUCUUGAAAGGACUACUGGUCCAAGGAUUCCUAAUGAUGACCAAGGAGAGGGUUGAGCUGCUCUUCAUUCUCCUAUUCCGAUACCUGCGCAAAAUCCGCACCGAGAAGCUUCAGAAAUUGGCAGACCUGGCCGCCGAUAGGGCCAGAACGACGGCCCCUAUCCUUGUAAAAUAGAUAUGGGAUUUAUGUACAACCAUUCACCCUUUUCCAAUUUGGGCUCCGGGCGUUUUUUAUUUUGACCGUGCAUACUGGCACAUUAGAGUCUUGCGCGGCUCUGGGGAUAUUUUGUGCUACUGUUGAUGAUCAAGUAGACGGGAUACAUAGCAACCUAUCAAUUCAUGUAUCAAACUUAGCCUUGGAGAUCCAGCAUCUGUUUAGGUCAGUCUUGGGGCCAUGAGUGCUGAUGUCACGCGGGGCAUGGAAAAGGUGGCGCAUUAUUUCUACAGCAAGUGUCUCGUGUGUACACUGUCUACCACUGCUUGGGCUGCUUCAAUGUAUUUUCCGGGAUCUAAAGAAGAUAAAUGCUCUCCGUCUUGGG
Molecule: messenger RNA, 1570 nt
Organism: Mytilinidion resinicola
Lineage: Eukaryota; Fungi; Ascomycota; Dothideomycetes; Mytilinidiales; Mytilinidiaceae
Product: mitochondrial carrier
Exons: 4
Coding region: 190-1206 (338 amino acids)
Biological process (GO): transmembrane transport
Source: RefSeq, a predicted model, not a curated record